AUGACUACACAGAGCCCACUGACUUUGUAUGAGCUGACCAAGCAGAGCCUGUUGAACAGUGAGACUAUAGCCAGCACUGCUCUGCAUGACCUGCCCUCCAUGAUCUUCCACGAAAUUUUCAUGGAGGCCUUCAUGGGGGAACACAAUGAGGUCCUAAAAGUGAUGGUACAGGCCUGGCCUUUCCCCUGCCUCCCUUUGAGGACCCUGAUGACUCUGAGGAAACCAAAGACCCCGCACCCUCAGUUUGGAGAAAUCACACUGCAACAGAGAAACCUACGGACCUUGCAAGCCCUACUGGAUGGAAUUGACAUUCAGCUGUCCCAGAAGGUUCACCACAGGUGGAGACUGCAGGUGUUGGAUUGGAGGGAUGUACACCGGGACUUCUGGACUGUAGGGCCCAGAGCCAUGAGGGCUGCCUACUCAGAACAUUCCAGCAGUAAGGAAGCAGGCAAGCCUGGGUUGAGGAAGAAGAAGCCGACCUUGACAAUAUUUGCACACCUUUGCUUUGAAGCCUGGAGUAGGUCUUGUGCCCUCCAUGAUGAAUUACAACUUUGUCUCUUGAAGUGGGCAAGGAAGAGAAAAGCUUCAGUACACCUGAGCUCUGAGAAGGUGAUGAUCAAGUCUGAUGCUGUCUUUAAAAUCCUGAAGCUUCUUCAUGCUGUGCAACUGGACUCUAUCCAGGAGCUGGACUUGUCCAUUGAUUGGGGUCAGGAAAACAUGAAAGCAUUUGUUCCCCUGCUCAGGAAGAUGACAAAACUUCACACAUUUCACUUCAGUAGCCUGAGCCCAGAAGUGUAUACUUCCUCCGGGAAAAACAAGUGGCAUUCCCGCAUCUAUGCUUUUCACUUAGGACAGAUGCAAAGUCUCCGGGAGCUUCAUAUAGAUCACGUCUUCUUUCUGGAAGGAACUCUGCACAAAAUCUUCAGGUAAGUGGGUGGUGAGGUCACCUGCACAUUCAAGGAGCCAGUGAAUAUGAAGAGGGCAUCUGUGUGUCAAGCUGGUGGUAGUGUGGGAGAUCCUAGGAAGUGAGAUGUCUGGACCAUGGAAGUACCAUGUCUGCACCAUGGCAAGGUCUCCCAUGUCUCAUGCUAACUCAUGUGAAGGCAGGGAAUAAUCUGGGACUAGCGUUCUGCAACCAGCCCCAUGCUCAGAAAGCCAGGAGCAUAUGAGUGGACAUAAGAAGGGGAGCUGUGAUUUCUUCCUUU
Molecule: messenger RNA, 1205 nt
Organism: Heterocephalus glaber (naked mole-rat)
Lineage: Eukaryota; Metazoa; Chordata; Mammalia; Rodentia; Bathyergidae
Source: RefSeq, a predicted model, not a curated record